AUGCCACACCAGCUCCAGACCACGGGGCAAAUUAGCUGCCAGGGCUGCUACGUGACGCUAGCGUACCCCAUCGGUGCCCCGUCCGUUCGCUGUCCAAUGUGCUCCACCGUAACCACCGUCCAUCAGUUCAGCGUCACCUGCGUUUGCUGCCGUUGUGUGUUGAUCCUUCCACAGAACACGAGCCUCGCGAUGUGCCCACGCUGUCGUACCGUGAUGUCGAUCCCAGCGAGCAUACGCGAGGGCAGAAACGACCCGAGGGCGCCUCCCCGCCAGUGUGUGUAUAUCGACAAACCACCCACCAUCGACGCGUCAGGAAAGAAGGUUACCCAUCUGGCUGUCGGGACAAAGCUCGACGACGACGUCCCAAAAGAUGCAAAGAAAUAA
Phytomonas sp. Hart1 is the source of this 384-nucleotide messenger RNA. NCBI's taxonomy places the organism in Eukaryota, Euglenozoa, Kinetoplastea, Trypanosomatida, Trypanosomatidae. The record is from the annotation of a GenBank genome assembly.